Messenger RNA from Chrysoperla carnea, 2675 nucleotides. RefSeq names its product serine palmitoyltransferase 1 (gene Spt-I). Gene Ontology annotation, molecular function: serine C-palmitoyltransferase activity; pyridoxal phosphate binding. The record is from RefSeq and is a predicted model, not a curated record. Gene Ontology annotation, cellular component: endoplasmic reticulum. The transcript has 7 exons. Gene Ontology annotation, biological process: sphingosine biosynthetic process; ceramide biosynthetic process. Bases 68 to 1384 code for a protein of 438 amino acids. NCBI's taxonomy places the organism in Eukaryota, Metazoa, Arthropoda, Insecta, Neuroptera, Chrysopidae.
UUUAAUAACAAAAUUAACAGAAGCAUCAAUUUUCACAUUAUUGGAAAUUAUUAUAGGUUUCUUUGCAAUGUGGUAUCUAAUGAAAAAACCCAUUAAAAAUGAGAUUUUAUCAGAAGCUGAACGUCAAAAACUUAUAAAUGAAUGGAAUCCAGAACCUUUAAUAUGUGAAGAAAGUGAUGAUAAUCCAAAGUUAAAAAAUCGAGUUGUCAAUGGAAUAUCUGGUUAUUAUGUAACAAUUAAUGAUAAAGAAUGCUUAAACCUUGCAACGCAUAAUUAUUUGGGUCUUCUUGAAAAUGAGGAAUUACGUAAAAAUGCAACACAAUUAAUAUAUAAAUAUGGUGUUGGGUCAUGUGGACCCAGAGGGUUUUAUGGAACAUUAGAUGUACAUUUAAGCUUAGAAGAUAGAUUAGCAAAAUUUAUGAACACAGAAGCCGCUGUUAUUUAUUCAUAUGGAUUUUCUACAAUCGCUUCAGCCAUACCUGCAUACUGUAAACGUGCCGAUGUUAUUUUUACGGAUGAAAUGAUUAGUUUCCCAGCACAAAAAGGUAUUCAAGCAUCCAGAAGCACUGUGCAUUAUUUUAAACAUAACGAUAUGGAAGAUUUAGAAAGAUUGUUAAAAAUCCAAGAGGAAAAAUCAAAAAAGAAUCCUAAAAAGGCAAAAAAACAACGAUUAUUUUUAAUUGUUGAAGGCAUUUAUUUUAAUACGGGAUCGUUGUGUCCUCUACCCAAAAUUAUUGAACUUCGCAACAAAUAUAAGUUAAGAUUAUUCUUGGAUGAAUCACAAACUUUUGGAGUCUUGGGUGCUACUGGAAGAGGAAUUACUGAACAUUUUAAUAUCGAUAGAGUUACUGAAGUGGAUUUGAUAGUUUCAAGUUUAGAAUCAAGUAUUGCAAGCACUGGUGGAUUUUGUGUUGGAUCUCACUUUAUAAUUGAACAUCAAAGAUUGUCCGGCUUAGGUUAUUGCUUUUCUGCUUCAAGUCCUCCUCUGCUUUGUCAAGCUGCAAUUGAAGCAUUAAAUAUUAUUGAAAAAAAUCCCGAUAUUUUGGAUAACUUACGAGAAAAUUGUUUGUACAUGCAUAAUCAAUUGAAAAAAAUUCAAUCCAUGUCUACGAAUUCAAAUGAAUUGUCACCAAUCAAACAUUUGUAUGCGACAUCUCUCGAGAAUGAAAAAGAAGCAAAUGAAUUUCUUGAUAAACUAGUACAACAUUGUGAAAAUAACGGCUUUGCAAUUACCAAAUCAGUGUACAUAGAAAGUAUGGAAACCUGUAAAGUUCCACCAAGUAUUCGAAUAACAGUGAAUUCUAGAUUAAAGAAGAGUGAUAUAGAUAAUUUUAUUGAUAUAGUCAAUAAAUUUAACGACAAGUAUUUUUCUGCAUCCAAAUAAUUAAUUAUAUUAUAAUGUAUUGUAGUGAAUGGCUUGCAUUCAGAAAGAAAAUCGAUCAAUGAUCGUUUAUAUCAUGUUAAUAAAUUAGUCAAAACUGGGCUCUCAACUAUUCUAGGGAAUUUUUUUAACUGUAUAAUGAAUAAGAACCGUAAACGGCGGUUUUUCGUGAACCUACUACUUUUGAUCUUAAGGUGUUUGUCUCCCUACAGUAUUGUAAAUAAGUUUAAGUGUAAAAAGUUUAAAUACGUGCUUGCAAUCAAAUAAUGUGUUAUUUUUAACUUAACACCACGCAACUAUUUAUCAUACAAUAUACAGUGGAACUUGGUUAUGUGGGAUCUGGAUAAGUGAGAAACCUCCAUAACUGGAACUCAUUCUGAGGUCCCAACACUUUGGCAUUGAAUUACCUCUGUUAGUGGGACGAAGCAAAUAUCUAUAUCUGGGAUUAGUUCUUUUGAUUUUAUCGUCAUAGUUACCUCUAUAACUAAGACAACGAGUGUAUUUUAUAUGCAUUAACCUCUGUAACUGAGAACUGAGAUAACAUAGUUUUUUUGAGCCUUAAUGACCUUUUAGUUUUAGUUUUGCUUUACUAUCAUACGAAUGUUUAUUUGAAACAUGCCGAAAUGAAGGCUCAAUUCGUUAUCAGUACAUGAAAAACUGAAGUUAAUAUCCGUUUAUGAAAGUUGGAAGAUACACGAUGAAGUCUGUGUCGAAUUUAAUGUACCUAAAUCUACUCUUUGUAGAAUAAUUCAGAAUAAAGAUAAAAUUCAAUCGCAAUGUUCUGAAGGACAAAGAAAACUAAAACGCGUACGUUUAUCAGAAUGUCCUGGACUUGAACAGUGUUUGCUAACAUGUGUCAAGCAACUUCGUAGCAAAAACGUUCCGUUUAGUGACGUUUAAACCGACGAUUAAAGAAAAGGCACUAGAUUUCGCGCUAAGGCUCGGUAUUCAUAAUUUUUGUAGCAGCAAUGAUAUUGCUAAUACUUUAUUUAAUAAUCACACCUCUAUAACUGGAACAACCUGUAUUCUGACCUCGAUUAAUGGAACCCUCUGUAAAUGAUACAGAUAUUUAUUUAUACCUGGAUAUCUGAAACACUGGGUAAGUGGAGACACUGAGUAAGUGCUAUAAGUGAGACUGCAGAUCCCUUGAUGUCUCACUUAACCAGGUUCCACUGUAUUGUGUACUAAGUGUUGUUUACAAUUUUGUUAAUAUGGAGAUCUCUUUUCAACCACCAAUAAUCUAACUAUAGUUGUUUCUGUUCAAUAAUAAAAUUGAUUAACUUUGCGUUAUUAU